AUGCGGCUGUUUGUGGAUGGAAGGGCAGCACUGUCCCGUGGGAGGUCGAGUUGAUUAUGUUGUCUUUCAUGAGGUUCCUUGAUUGGUGAAGCGUGUAGAGGCCAACCGCUGAUAAACCCCACUGAAGAAGAAGAAGAAGAAGAAGAAGAAGAAGAGUGUAGUGCGGACGAAAUGGAGGAAAUUGAGAAAAGUUGGUGAAGUAACAGCUGUGCUGGAAUGCGAACAAUAUGGGUGUCAGUUCUGAUGGUAUGGAGCGGGAGGAUGAGGGUCAAGGACCGGAAUGGUCAGUAGUGGAAAGACAUAGGAAGAAGAGAGAUCAUGAUAUAGAAAGCAGUGGAGCAUCUAGUAAAGAAAGCAUAAAGAGGGCCAAUGUAGGAAGCAAGAGUAGUGAUGUGUUGGAGUGGAAAGUGGUGAUAGUGUUUGAUGAGACCACAGGGCCUCACUUACACCCUAUCCGACUAACUAAUACCAUAGAGAAAGAGAUAGGUGAAGUGAAAUUAGCUUGGUUCAUUGGAAAUGGUAGAUUGUUAAUAUUGUCUGGUAGCCAGCCUCAGCAAGAGACGAUUUUGAAAAUGGAAAAGCUUAAUGGGAAGAAGAUUAAAAGCCAUCUCCCUGGUGCGUAUGCUAGAUUGAGGGGAGUUAUCACUGGAGUCCCAAUAUCUAUGUCCACAGAUGAUAUUAAAGAAAAUGUGAAGGGAGGCAGAGUGAUUGAGGCCAAAAGAUUGAUCAAGAGGGUCAAAGAAGUGAAAGCUUAUCAUUGAUGCUGAGGUUAGAAAAAGUAUUGCCGGGAAAAGUACAGAUAGGAUUCCUUAGUUUCAAUUUGUCCCAUAUGCACUGCAGUGUUUUAAAUGCCAAAGAAUGGGACAUGUAGCUGCUCAGUGUAAAGGAAGGAAAAGAUGUGCCAAGUGUGGAGGGGCACAUGUUUACCGUGAAUGUGGAAGCAAUGUGAAGGUUAAGUGCUGUAAUUGUGGGGGAGAACACAGUGCAGCAUUUGGUGGAUGCCAGGUACAGAGAGAGGCUAGAGAGGCUCAGAGAUAUAGGAUCAGUCAUGAUGUAUCUUAUGCAGAGGCCGUAAAACAGAUUGGUAGAACUACAGUGCGGACUGAUGGAGCUUACAUAGAUGUACCUGUAAUAAGUGGACCUACUGUCGGGGGUGGUGCUUCUGCUGGUCCUGGCAUGGUUUCGAGGACUGUUCAGAAAUCUUGUGCUCAUGAAUGUGCGGUGUCAAAGGACGCUUUGAUAAUGAAUCAAGUUGACUUCAUGGCUUUUAUUGGCAAGGUUAUCAAUACGACUCAGGUUGUGGAAAGCAGAAAUGCCAGGUUAAAGAGAUAUUGGGGUAACAGAUGUUACUGUUGAAAUGGUUGUUGACAUGCUGAACAAUCCUAAGGGUGGAGUGUUUCAGCAUGAUAUAGAUAAAGUUUAAUGGGGUUGGGUAUGGUUGAUUUUCAAGGCAGUACAGAAUUGGGCAGAUCAUGAUUGAUCGUACAUUCCAGCACAGUAGGUGGCGGCAUGCUCUUAAACGAUUGUUUGCGGACCGCCAUAAUAUCAUAGAAAAAGAGGAAGAAGAAGAAAAGGAAGAGGAGGAAGAAGAGAAAGACGGAACCACUCACCCCUAGCGCUUUCUCGAAAACGUGAAUUUAUCGAGACGAAUUGGUAAAAUAGAAUAAGGGAGAAAAGCAAGUAAGUAUAGAACUAUGGAAUUGCAUUAGUUCGGUGUUGUUUUUGUAAUUUAUAGCAAAGAAACGUGGAAUGUGAUGAAUGCUAGCCUGUACAUUAUCGUAGCCAUUUACUGUAGCUUUUAGCUAUGUAGUGUAGCUACGUUGGUAGAGCAUGGCGCUUGCAACGCCAGGGUUGUGGGUUCGAUUCCCACGGGGGGCCAGUAUGAAAAUGUAUGCACUCACUAACUGUAAGUCGCUCUGGAUAAGAGCGUCUGUUAAAUGACUAAAAUGUCAAAUGUAGUCCGCUAGCCCAGACUGAUUCCUAAUAGGACCCGGAAUCAAGCUGAUGAAGCAGAUUCAGUGUUUUGUCAACUAGUUAGCUACAUAGGCCACAUCGAUCAUGUUUACAUUCCUAAAGAUCGCAAAUUAUUUGAUCAGUCUCCAAACUUGGCUAGCUCAGUGGCCUUGUGGUUAGGGUCUGCCCUGAGAUUGGAAGGUUGUGAGUUCAAUCCCUGGCCGAGUCAUACCAAAGACUGUAAACAUGGGACUUGAUGCAUCUCUGCUUGGCACUCAGCAUUAAGGCGAUAGAUUGGGGGUAAGGCCCUGCGAUAGACUAGCGUCCUGUCCAGGGGGUGUACUUGCUAAAUAGCCUCACGGGGGGGCAGUAUGAAAAAUGUACGCACUCACUCAUUGUAAGUCGCUCUGGAUAAGAGCGUCUGCUAAAUGACAAAAAAUAAAUAAAAAUUAAGCUGCCUCGUUCUACAGAAACAGUAGAUAGGGCAGGAGCCUAUGAGCCGUUCCGGCUCGCACAAGCCAAGGCACUUACUAACUUGGCUAGCUACCUAGCUGAUGUUUACAUGACUAAAACAAUGGAUAGCCAGCUACAAUGGCUAGCUAGCAAAGACUGUUGCCUUAAUUUCACAAGGUUAGCCUAUUUUAAAGUAAUAAUCUUCAAAAUCAAGGUUUAAAAGCACCAAUGAUGAGCAAGCCUGGGUACCAUCAUGCCACUCCUUGUCAUGCCAAACUGUUUGGCAUAUGUCACGGAGUACAAGGAGUGUAAUGUUAACACAAACAGAUACCCAGGCUACCAAUGAGAAGCUGAGGUGGAAAUAUUAGCAAUAAUCAUUUGUGGUUUAACAUGUUAAUGAAUAAUUUCCCAUAUGAGAGGCAGUGCAAUUUUAAGGAGUAAUGGCAUUACAUCACUGAUAUAGUGUACCUAUAUGCACACAGUACCAAUAUUGCUAAUCACAAUAUUCUUUGUGUUUACAGGUCAAUGGUUGGUUGGUAGUGGGACCUCCUUGCAGCCUUUAUCACGUGAGGGACCAGCUAGCCUGCCUUACUACAUUCUACACAGAUUCUGUCUCUGGAGAAAUUGGAGGGACACAAACGUUGGUAGUAACAGAUCCACCUCCUCUGAAUCCAGGGAAAUGUUUUCCCCUGGGAAAAAAAAACGGUUGACUGAGCAAAGGUAAGAUGAUCACAUUCACCACACAGUAAGAACAGAUGACCAGAUCAAAAUGAGUCUAUGGAAAAUGAAUGUGUCAUUUGGAAUACACAGUAGGGCAUGUUCAUUGAAGUGUUAGUAUUUCAUAUUGCACAGAGACCUGCCCUAUAGAAAAUAAGAAAUACUUUUAUUUGCCAAUUUGACAGGAAAGCCUCUGCCUCCCAUGUGGGGGAACUCCGCAAUAAGUUAAAAGCCAUCCUGAAGAAAAAGUAUCAAAGUCCGCCAGGGGGGGAGACUGAGCAUCCAUUUUAUAUACAUUGCGAUCUCCACUAUCAAGCUGGUGAAAGUAGCAAGGGGAACCAACAUGAGUAUAUUUUAACUGAGCCAGGCUACAGGAGAAGACACCAAGGAACAUGCUCAUCCCUAAACUCAGGAGUCGAUGAGCCUAUCAGAACAGCUCUGACAAAGGGCGUCUCUGGUAUUGGCAAAACUAGCCAGGUGCGUCAGAUCAUUCUUAACUGGGCAGAGGGAAAAGGAAACCAGGAAGUCCAUCUCAUAUUUCCCCUUCCUUUCCGGGAGCUGAAUUUGCUGAAGGAGAGACUGAGUCUGAUUGAACUUCUUUACGAGUUUUUCCCAGAAUUGAAAGAACCUGGAAUUUCCAACUUGGAGAACUGCAGAGUUGUGUUCUUCCUUGACGGUCUGGAUGAAUUCCGUCGUCCUCUCGACUUCAAGAACAGCCUGAUGGUGACCGAUGUCACAGAGGCUUCCUCCGUGCCGGCACUGCUGACAAACCUCAUUAUUGGUAAUCUUCUUCCCUCCGCCGCUCACAUAUGGAUUACCUCCAGACCUGCGGCAGUCAGUCGCAUCCCUCUUCAAUACAUUGACAGAGUGUCAGAAAUCGAAGGCUUCACCGACUCACAGAAAGAGGAGUUCUUCAGGAGAGCAAUCAAUGACAAGAACCAGGCUAAAGCUGUUAUCACCUACUUGAAGAACUCGAAGGGCCUCUACGACUUGUGCCAGAUACCUUUUAUCUGUUCGAUCUCAGCGUCCAUACUCGAGAAACAGACAUAUGUACCCGACAAAACAUGCGAACCUGUCGCACUAACUCCAUUAUUCAACGACCUACUCAUCCUGUUACAAAUGGAGCGCCGCAAUGUAAAGAUGGUUGAUGAAUUGGGGGAUCUAGCCUUUAAGCAAUUGGUGAAAGGCAACACAGUUUUCUACGAGGAAGACCUACGAGAGUGCAACAUUGAUGUCCAAGUGGCAGCCAUGUACGCAAAAGUGAACAUACCCAUCUUCAGGGAGGAUAUUGGGCUGCACCAAAAGAAGAUGUACUACUUUGGGCAUACUACCAUCCAGGAGUUCUUCGCCGCAAUGCGGUUUCUUCAAUCUGUUGGCAGCCAAGAUGAAAACCGUGCUGACGAACGGAAAACCAAGAUCGAGAGAACUCUCUGGUUUUUUGGAGAUGCCACCCAACUCAAGAGCGCGGUGGACAUGACUUUGCGGAGCAAGACCGGACAUAUGGACCUCUUCCUUCGCUUCCUCCUCGGCAUUGCGCAGAACUUUAACCAGAUGUUUUCAGAGGCUGGUUUCACCUCGUCUACUGCCCUUCCGGAAAUGUUAGAGUACAUCAAGAAGAAGGUCAUGGAGAAUCCCUCUUCACCGAGGACCCUCAACUUGCUGAACUGCCUGAGGGAACUGAAAGACUACUCUCUAGAAACUGAUGGCAUGCGCUUUCUCGAGACGGGAAUCCCCCCAGAUGCCAAAUAUCCACCUGCACAUUGGUCCGACCUGGCCUCUCUGUUAGUGGCAUCGAAGUCUGGGUCGACAGACAUGUUUGGGUUGGAAGUAGAGAACAGAGGAGACAAGGAACUUCUGAGGAUGCUGCCAGUGAUCAAAGCUUCCCAGAGAGUCAUGUAAGUACUUGGUCAUUUAAUAAUACCAGCUAUUAUACAGUGCCCUCCACUAAUAUUGGCACCCUUAUUAAACAUGAGCAAAACGGCUGUGAAUGUUUUUCUUUAUUUAUCCUCUUGGCCUUUCAUUCAAAAAAUGUACAAAAAUCUAACCUUUUAAUUAAUGUAAAAUAAUUGAAAGAAAAAAUAUUCUUAUCAUAAAACAAAUAUUUCUCUCAUAUGUGAGCCACAAUUAUUGGCACCCCUUUAUUCAAUACUUUGUGCAACAUCCCUUUGCCAAGAUAACAGCUCUGAGUCUUCUCCUAUAAUGCGUAAUGAGGUUGGAGAACACAUGGCAAGGGAUCUGAGACCCUUCCUCCAUACAGAAUCUCUCCAGAUCCUUCAGAUUCCAAGGUCCAAGCUUGUGGACUCUUCUUCAGCUCAUCCCACAUGUUUUCUAUUGGGUUUAGGUCAGGGGACUGGGAUGGCCAUGGCAAAACCUUGAUUCUGUGGUCAGUGAACCAUUUUUGUUUUGAUUUUGAGGUGUGCUUUGGAUCAUUGUCCUGCUGGAAGAUCCAACCACGGCCCAGUUUAAGCUUCCUAGCAGAGGCAGUCAGGUUUUGAUUUAAUAUCUGCUGGUACUUGGAGUCCAUGAUACCAUGAAUCCUAACAAGUUGUCCAGGGCCUUUGGAAGAAAAACAGCCUCACAACAUCAAAGAUCCACCACCAUACUUUUCAGCAUGGCCAUCUUUCUGUCUAUGCCAAACCCACUGGUGUUUGUUUCCAAAAAGCUAUAUUUUGGUCUCAUCUGACCAUAGAACCUGGUCCCAUUCAAAGAUCCAGUUACGUUUGGCAAACUGUAGGCGCUUGAGUUUGCUGUUUGAUGACAGCAAAGGCUUUUUUUAUGGCAACCCUCCCGAACAACUUGUGGUUAUAUAGGUGUGGCGUCUGAUCGUAGUUUUGGAGACUUUCUGACCCCAAGACCCAACUAACGUCUGCAAUCCUCCAGUUGUGAUCCUUGGAUAUUUUUUGGCCACUCUAACCCUCCUCCUCACUGCAUGGGGGCAAUAUAGACACACGUCCUCUUCCAGGCCAAUUGUUAACAUCUCCAGUUGCUUUACAUCAACAAUCCCGUCUGGAUUACUGCAACUCGCUGUUGGCUGGGCUCCCUGCCUGUGCCAUUAAACCCCUACAACUCAUCCAGAAUGCCGCAGCCCGUCUGGUGUUCAACCUUCCCAAGUUCUCUCACGUCACCCCGCUCCUCCGCACACUCCACUGGCUUCCAGUUGAAGCUCGCAUCUGUUACAAGACCAUGGUGCUUGCCUAUGGAGCUGUGAGGGGAUCGGCACCUCUGUACCUUCAGGCUCUGAUCAGUCCCUACAUCCAAACGAGGGCAUUGCGUUCAUCCACCUCUGGCCUGCUGGCUCCCCUUCCUCUGCGGAAGCAUAGUUCCCGCUCAGCCCAGUCAAAACUGUUCGCUGCUCUGGCACCCCAAUGGUGGAACAAGCUCCCUCAUGACGCCAGGACAGCGGAGACAUUUGAAACCCCACCUCUUUAAGGAAUACCUGGGAUAGGAUAAAGUAAUCCUUCUACCCCCCCCCCCCCCCCCCCCUAAAAUAAAAAAUAAAUAAAAAAAUAGAUAUUGUAAAGUGGUUAUCCCACUGGCUAUAGGGUGAAUGCACCUAUUUGUAAGUCGCUCUGGAUAAGAGCGUCUGCUAAAUGACGUAAAUGUAAUGUAAAUGUCUUUAAACUUCUUAAUUAUUGCCCUGAUAGAGGAAUUGGCAUUUUCAACUGUUGAGCUAUUUUCUUAUAGCCAUUUCCUGAUUUGUGCAGCUCAACAACCUUUUGUUGCACAUCAUUACUGUGUUCUCGGGUCUUUCCCAUAGUGAUGGAUGACUAUGGGAACUUGAGCUGUGUGUCACCUCAUAUUUAUACCCCAGUGAAACAGGAAGUCAUGGCUUACCACUUAAGUGUUCCUAAUCACUCAGGUGAAUUUAGCGUAAAAUAUGAAUGGGAAUAUACUUCAGUUAGAUUUUUUUCACAGCCCGUUUUGCUCAUAUUUACCAAGGGUGCCAAUAUUCGUGGAGGGCACUGUAUAUCGAUAUGAAAUGUCCGUAACGCACAAGAUAAUUGUCAUCAAAAUGAUGUAAUUCAAGUUUGUUGGGCUCGUCUUACAGUUUUGGUGGUUCAAGUGGCUACUAGUAUGACUUCUAAUGUUCUUUUUCCUUAAACCCUCCCCACCAGGCUGUCAUAUCACAACCUGACUGAGAAAUCCUGUGAAUGUCUGGCUUCGGCGCUCACCUCAAAGGUGUCCAAUCUGAAAGCUCUGGACCUGAGUUUCAACACGCUGAAGGACACCGGAGUGCAGCUACUGGCGACCGGCCUGGCCAAGCCACACUGCCGACUGGAGAGACUGAACCUGUCCGGCUGCAGGGUGAAACAGGAUGGCUUUGCUGCUCUGGCCAAAGCUCUCAAAUCCAACCCCUCGCACCUGCGAAAGCUGGAUCUGAGCGGCAACGAACCGGGAGAAUCGGGGGUGUUUCAUCUCAUUGACGGACUAAAGGUUGUUAAGUGCGAACUGCAGAUCCUGAAGUGAGUAUUGAAUCAAUGAGUAUUAAAUAAAUGUCCACAGAACCUGUUGUUCUGAUUAUGUGUAGGCUUGCUUUACCCCCACUUGUAAUAUCCUUCGGUAAGGAAAUACAGUUGUUGUCUUCUAAUUUUAUUUUAAUCUUUAUUAGGCUUUCAAACUGCAAGCUGGGCCUGGAGCUGUGCCAGGCUCUGGCAGUGUUGCUGAUCGACAACCCCAGACACCUGAGAGAGCUGGACAUCAGUCUGAACAACCUGGGAGACAGGGGGGUGGAGCUGCUCAUGGAUUUACUGAAGUUGACCCAGAUUUACAAAUUAGAGUGGGUACCAAUAAGGGACUGAAUGUGUAUUGCGACCACACACUGAAUCAGAAGUCGAAUAUUCACUGUAAUAAAUGAACCAUCUCCUUUCAACCAGGUUGUACUGUUGUCAGCUCACUGAGAAAUGCUGUAAGCACAUGUCUGGAUGUCUGGUGAACAUCCCCAGUCUGAGGGAGCUCAACCUGAGCAACAACAACCUGAAGGACGAGGGGGUCAAGAUGCUCUGCAACGCCUUCGGACUGCCCGGCUGUCAACUGGAGAAACUCAAGUAAGUUAGCUAGCUCACGGAGAGUUGUGCCCAAUUCCAUGUACACCAGAUUAAAUCAAUUUAGACAAUUUUGGCGGGCCAAAACAAAUCACUUAUGGGCCGAAUUUUGCCCGCUGGCCGCCAGUUUGCUUUGCUGGCCAUAUGAGCUGAAUAGCAUAACACAUUCAAACUUAGCGAAUUUGUAUAUGAAAUUUGUAUUUUUGCUAUCUUAUCAUUUUCCAAACUCCUUUGAUACCAUACAUGCAUAUUAAAUAAUAAAAUAAUUGAUUAAUUAAUCAAUGAAUUGACAUUGAAGAGUGUUGCCCUUCUUCCGUCUCUUCAGUCUGGCGCGCUGUGGCUUCACGUCUGAAGGCUGUCGUUGGGUGGCUGGAGGGUUCAGUUUUGGCCCCACCUUCCUCAAACAGCUGGAUAUCAGCAGGAACCACCUGGGUGACUCGGAUGUUGCCGCGUUCUUCCUGUUCCUCAAAACGAUACGCUUUUCACUGGAGACCCUACGGUGAGUACAGUGAUUAGACUGUACAAUUGUAGAAGGCCUAACUGUUCACCAUUGAUUAGUUUAGUUGAUAGAUAUAUUUUAUAAUUGAAAUGGCACAUCAGUGAACAAAACUACUGAGGAUUUAAAGGGACUGUACACUCAAAUCAAAUGAGACUACUUUGGAUGUCUAAACAUUUAACAAUCUUUGAUUUUGGACUGUAAUGUUGUGUGUAUUUGUAGAAAAUUUGCUCAAAUGUUAAAUAGUCUCCCCCCCCACACACACACACACAAACCUAGAGUGAGUGACUGUAAGCUGACAGAGCGAUGCUGUCCGGAGCUGGUCGAAGCUCUCAGCUCCAAGCUCACCAACCUGAAAGAGCUGGAUCUCUCUAGAAACGAACUGGGAGACAGCGGUGUAAAAACAAUCUGCAUGGGACUGACCUCAACAACCUGUAAACUGGAGAGACUGUUGUAAGUAACAUGUUGACAGUGUUCAUACUGUAUUAUAAGGAUAUUCACAAAAAAAUGCAUUUAUAAUGCCUUGUUGAAUGAGGUGAAGUGAAUAUCCUCUGUCUCUCCCCCCCCCAGUCUGAGAUGCUGUGGGAUCACAGCAGAGGGCUGCUCCUCCCUAGCCUUAGCCCUGAAGUCCAGCCACUCCAGCAUCACAGAGCUAGGCCUGAUGGGAAAUGACACAGGAGAAGAUGGACUGAGAAUUCUCUCUGCCAUCAGGGACGACCCACGCUACAAACUACAGACUCUAGAGUAAGUACUGGUGCCAUCGAAGCUCAGAAAAGUUACCUGUUAAUGUUAUCAUACAAACAGUGUAAAAUGUUUUUUUCUUUCUUGAACUUGAAAGAUAUUCUCUAGAUAUACUCUAGAGAUGCUGCCCUCUUGCUUUAGCUUCUUUGAGAAAUGUUACCAAUAGGUUUUUGUCUACGUAUUCAUAAUUUGUAGGCCUACAUUAGUGCGAUGUAAUGAGCUUGGCCUACAGGUUUUAUUUGUUAUUAGUCCAUUUGUUAAAGUUAUUCUUCUUUCCAGAAUAAACGAUUGAGAGUGGCUUUGCUCGCUGGAGGUGGUUCUCGGCUCAACCUUUUCCCAAAUCUGGAGUGAAGUUACUUAAUGAGGAACACUCUGGAGUGAAGAUACGAAAAGAUUGGCUCACAAGACUCGACACACAGUACUUUCAGGUCAACAGUAGGCACUUGACCUGCUUUGGACCAAAUUGACUGAUUCACUGACUUUUGAACCCUUUUAAAAUACCUUACAGUGUCAUGCAGUGAGCUGUAUCCUGGCUGCUCACACUUGAACAGAAGGCCAAUGAUUAUUAACCUAGAAACAGAUAUUGGCUGAAAGUGGCUGAAAUGACACACACAGUGUUACUAACUCUGUUCCUCUGGUCUUGCUACAUUAUCAACCCAUUUAGCCUUUGCAGAAGCUUUACAAUAUGUUUUGCACGUUAAUAUGUACACCAGAAUGUAUAGCCUUUGUAACAGGCACCUCUGCUCCUCAAACACACGUGACCGGCCUCUUGAGAACGUUGUCUUAGCCAACUACAGUACGAAAUGCUAGCAGUUUGGUGGAGUGAGGUUACGAAUCCAUUUCAGUCACGCAUUCUCUGAGGGAGAAGGAUGAUGCAGUGUUUUUCAUUUUAACACUGGCACAUUACCUUGGUUUAGUCUUGUUUUUCAAUGUUUUUUAUUUAUUUUAUUUCUUUUGAAAGUGCGUUUUCAUCAAGAUGACCAAAUGUAUCAGAAUGUAUACAGUAGUACAACUCUGGGUUGAUUUACUAUUGUUGGGUUCAAUGUACAUUUUACCCAAAUAUACCUAGCUACAGUGAGGGGGGGAAAAAAGUAUUUGAUCCCCUGCUGAUUUUGUACGUUUGCCCACUGACAAAGACAUGAUCAGUCUAUACAUUUAAUGGUAGGUUUAUUUGAACAGUGAGAGAC
Messenger RNA from Coregonus sp. 'balchen', 10589 nucleotides. Lineage: Eukaryota; Metazoa; Chordata; Actinopteri; Salmoniformes; Salmonidae. The record is from the annotation of a GenBank genome assembly.